CACGCCGAAGGAAAGACGGCAAAUAAAUACUUGUGGAGAAGGACGGCAAAUAAGUACUUGUCGCCAAGAAGAAGGUAGAGAUUCUUUCUAAAUAAAUUCCAUUUCCAGUUGAAUUAUUGCAUUGCAAUUGCCAGCAAAAAUAGAAAUGAAAAUAAGUUAAAAAGGUAUCAUUUCAGAAGGAAAAAGAUCAAAAUUUUCCCACUCCAUUUACUGUCAAUUGCUCACCCGUUCCACUUUCUUUGGGAUUUCUCCCUUUUUUGUUUUUAAUUUUAAUCUAAAUUCAAAGGUGCCCCAGAGUUUGAUUUGAGUUUUCUCUUUCUGUUGAUUUUCUUGGCAUCCAAACAAUGGAGAGUUUAGCCCUCCACUGCUCCUUCGCCGCCGCCGCGGCCACCACCACUACUCCUUUCUCACUUAGCCCCGGCAUUUCCCUCCAUUUCCGCUCUACACCCAUACCCAAAUCACCCCCGCCGUCCAUUUUCCCGCCAUCUUCUUCAUUCCCCGCCCUCCGAUCCCCUCUCAAUUCUCUCUUGUUUUCCCCUCUUCCCAAACGAAGAAACCCUUUACUUUUCCUUACCCGUGCCACUUCUCAAAACGGCAAAGACCCACCACCUCAAACAACACCUCCGCCGCCGCCACAAGGAGCUAAACUCCUCCCUUUCCUCAUCUCAAUUUCAAUAGGCCUCAUUGUUCGUUUCCUAAUCCCCAUACCCGUCGAAGUAACACUCCAAGCCUGGCAACUCUUCGCCAUCUUUUUAUCAACAAUCACCGGUCUGGUCUUAAGCCCUUUACCCGUCGGAGCAUGGGCAUUCUUAGGCCUCACAACUUCCAUCGUUACCGGAACGCUGCCGUUCACCACCGCCUUCGGUGCCUUCACCAACGAAGUGAUUUGGUUGAUCGUUAUUUCCUUCUUCUUCGCUCGUGGGUUCGUUAAAACGGGGCUCGGUGAUAGGAUCGCUACUUAUUUCGUCAAAUGGUUGGGAAAAAGCACCUUGGGAUUGUCUUAUGGGUUGACUUUGAGUGAGGCCUUGAUUGCACCGGCGAUGCCUAGUACUACCGCUAGAGCCGGCGGAGUUUUUGUACCCAUCAUCAAGUCGUUGUCUCUGUCGGCGGGAAGCCGGCCCGGGGAUCCGUCGUCUCGGAAGCUUGGGAGUUACCUGGUUCAAUCUCAGUUUCAGGCUUCCACCAACUCCAGUGCUCUUUUCCUUACUGCUUCAGCUCAAAAUUUGCUAUGCCUCAAAUUAGCCGAGGAGCUCGGUAUUAUCAUUUUGAAUCCUUGGGUUUCAUGGUUCAAAGCUGCUAGUUUACCAGCACUUGUUUCCCUACUGCUAACUCCGCUUAUUUUAUACAAGUUUUACCCUCCGGAAAUCAAAGAUACGCCCGAUGCCCCGGCAAUGGCGGCAAAGAAACUCGAACAGAUGGGUCCUGUCACAAAAAAUGAAUGGAUCAUGGUUGGAACUAUGCUUCUUGCUGUUACUCUAUGGGUCUGCGGUGACACUCUUGGCAUACCAAGUGUUGUGGCUGCAAUGAUCGGUUUAUCAAUGCUCCUUUUGUUAGGAGUGCUUGAUUGGGAUGACUGCUUAAGCGAAAAGUCAGCAUGGGACACACUGGCAUGGUUUGCUGUUUUGGUAGGCAUGGCAGGCCAAUUGACAAACCUCGGGAUAGUGAGUUGGAUGUCCGGUUGUGUUGCUAAGAGCCUUCAAUCUCUUUCUUUAAGCUGGCCUGUGGCAUUUGUCGUUCUUCAGGCAUCAUACUUUCUCAUCCAUUACCUAUUCGCAAGCCAAACCGGUCAUGUAGGAGCAUUAUACUCUGCUUUCCUUGCUAUGCACUUGGCGGCUGGAGUACCUGGUGUAUUAGCAGCUAUGGCUCUCGCUUACAAUACCAACCUUUUUGGUUCCAUAACACAUUAUAGCAGCGGUCAGGCAGCCGUCUACUAUGGAGUGUUUCUGCGAUUUUGCUGGUUUUCUAUUCUGACUUUGGACUCCAAUGGAGGAUGAGAUGGCAAAUCUACGGCUUGAUGGUGAGGAGGAAGAUGCGGAAGUGACUGAAUAGGAUCUUCAAUUUUCUCUGGUUGGAACUUGUUUGACUGACAGCUUGGUCCACUUCCCAUCCCUUUGAAACACUAUUGUUGAUUUAUGGCACCCGGUUGGAGGUAUUUCCAUUACCGAUUUGGGUGACAAAUAUUUAUUUAAAUUUUUCUACGCGAUUGAUAUAAAGGUGCUAGAAUGAAUGUCAUGGUUCUUUAACAA
This is a messenger RNA of Gossypium raimondii (Peruvian cotton), 2246 nucleotides long. Its product is annotated as dicarboxylate transporter 2.1, chloroplastic. Gene Ontology annotation, cellular component: membrane. The record is from RefSeq and is a predicted model, not a curated record. The coding region runs from base 345 to 1994 and encodes 549 amino acids. Gene Ontology annotation, biological process: transmembrane transport. The transcript has 4 exons. Gene Ontology annotation, molecular function: transmembrane transporter activity. NCBI's taxonomy places the organism in Eukaryota, Viridiplantae, Streptophyta, Magnoliopsida, Malvales, Malvaceae.